AUGAAUGGCUCCCUGCCUCCCGUUUCUUCCAUUCCCUUGACUACCUCCGCCAUCAUCAACAACAACAACACCACCACCAUCACCACCACAACAGCAGCAACCUCUUCUACUUCCACGACCGCCAACAACACCACCACCACAACACCCACCCCUACCAUCUCUUCUUCGUCUUCCUCCUUUAAGAACAAGUUUAAACCUCGAAAAUCAGAGGAUUGGACUAUUUAUCGGGAGAUCAUUCAAAGUCUUUACCGCGACGAUCACUUAAAGCUUCGUGAUGUGAGGCAAUAUAUGCUCGAAAAUUAUAGCUUUGAAGCAUCAGAAAAACAAUACAAAGACCGCCUGGCUGCGUGGAAUGUCCGCAAAAACAUCAAGGCCAAAGAAGUCCAUAUCAUGCUCCGCAAGCAACAAAGGCGAGCUGCAGAGGGCAAGCGGACGGCGUUUCGAGUGGCUGGCAAGACGGUCGACACCAAGCGCAUCUCCCGCUUCGUCCGGAGAUAUGGCAACCACUGGGAACUGGAUGAUGCUCGUGAGAGCAUCCAUCCGAAUACCAUCCACCCGAAGACCCCUACCGACAUCGAAUACUACACACCGGAGCCCGAUGAGAGAGCUAUGACCCUGUCGCCCUCGACCGAGACUCCAUCUCACGAUGACAAGCUCAAGCUCGAGCCACUCCCCGAGCCCGAAGUGGACCAUGCCCAACCUUUACCGGUUUCACCUACUCCCUCCGCGCCAGCCAAGCCGCUAUCCAACGCCCUCCCUGAUGAAGACUACUGGAAGGCGCUCGAUGUGUUUCAAGGCCAACUCUUGACCCUAUCCAGGACACUUGAUCAGACCAUGUCUCAAUUCACCUCUCCGCAUGACGAUCUAUCACAGUAAUGUCCCUUCUGCGAAUCGCCUAUACCCUUCUGGCCGAUAAUCCGCCACUUCCACCAGCCGCACCUGUGAUAUGUAUGUUUGGAAAUGCCCGGCCCUUGCUGCACUUUCUGCUCUGAGCCCAGGCAACUAGCUUGUCCCGUGCUUACGAUGAUGUUGUGAUCACUACCAGUCCAUCGCCACUUCGCUUCCUGCAUCAUUCCUCACUGUCAUACUUACAAGUUCACAUGUGCUUUUCCUUACUUUGCAAAUUGCCUACUAUAUAGAGCAUCUAUGGUCUAGUUUUAUUGGGAGAAAAGGUCUAGUGUAGGUCUUGGUAUACCUAA
This is a messenger RNA of Aspergillus uvarum CBS 121591, 1199 nucleotides long. RefSeq lists its product as uncharacterized. The record is from RefSeq and is a predicted model, not a curated record. The transcript has 4 exons. Lineage: Eukaryota; Fungi; Ascomycota; Eurotiomycetes; Eurotiales; Aspergillaceae. Bases 1 to 876 code for a protein of 291 amino acids.